This is a messenger RNA of Schistosoma rodhaini, 1311 nucleotides long. NCBI's taxonomy places the organism in Eukaryota, Metazoa, Platyhelminthes, Trematoda, Strigeidida, Schistosomatidae. The record is from the annotation of a GenBank genome assembly.
AUGGCUAUCAACAUCAAUCGAGAGGUUGAAGAUACCUUUUACAGGUAUAAAAUGCCGAAACUUACUGCCAAGGUAGAGGGUAAAGGGAAUGGUAUUAAAACAGUCAUCGUAAAUGUGUCAGAUAUCGCCAAAGCAUUGUACCGAAAACCCAUUUAUCUCACUAAGUUCUUUGGGUGCGAGCUAGGAGCUCAAAUCCAUGUAGACGAGAAGAAUGAACGCUACAUCGUUAAUGGUGCUCAUCAAGCAGAUAAAUUGCAGGAACUAUUAGAUGGCUUCAUUAAGAAGUUUGUGUUGUGCCAAAGCUGCGGGAAUCCGGAGACUACCAUGCACGUCAACAAACGAGGAGGUACAGUUGCUACAACAUGUAAAGCAUGUGGAAGUCAGGGACAACUGGACGUUACUCACAGGCUGACCCAGUAUAUUGUCAAAAACCCUCCAGAACCAGAAGCUACUCCGGCGAAAUCGAAGCAAAAGAAAGGAAAGAAAACGAAAGGUGAUAAUGAAGAUGACGAUAAUGAUGCAAACCCUAAUGGAGACGAAAAUAGUCGCAACAGUCCUGUUAAUGCUGAUGAAGAUGAUGAGGAUGACGACUGGUUAGAAGACACUACUGAGGAGGCGCGACGCCAGAGGAUCAACACUUUAUCGGCUAUGGCAAAGUCUCUUGCUCUGUGCGACGACGUAGAGCGCUCUGAAACCGAAAGAGCGGAUAUUUUUUACAAACACUUGUCACAGAUGCAUAAAUGUGAUAAAGUCUUGGCAAAUCGUAAGGAAGUGAAACUGGAAGCGGACCGCCUAAGUCUUGGCCCACGUGCUGUGUUGGUUAUCGCAGAGGUGUUGUUUAAUAAUCCCUCUACUAUACUGACUGAUAUAAAGAAAUACUCCCCAUUAUUACUCUUGUUUACUCGAUCGGGUGAAGAUCAGAAACGAGCCCAAAUAUAUACAUGGGGUGCCAUGGCGAAGCUUAUUGAGAGACAUUCAGAUCAAAAUCUAGUAGAUAAGGCAUGUCAUCUUCUUAAAACGUUGUACGACUGCGACGUUAUUGAGGAAGACGUUAUUUUGGGUUGGUACGACAAAGGACCUUCAAAAAAAUUCGUAUCUCGCGAGCUGAGUGCGAAAAUACUGGCUCGUUGCUCUCCUAUGGUGACAUGGUUGCGACAAGCUGAAGAGGAAGAGUCAGAAAGUUCUGAGGAGGAGUCUGAAACAAAUGGCCAUACAAUCACUCAACCUAUUAAUGGGUCAAACAACGCCAGUGUUCCUGCUACUAAUGUAACGGAUGAUGAAGAUGACGAUGUGGACAUAGAUGCUAUAUAA